AUGGCCAUCGUUGCCGAAGACACUCAAGGCUCUUCUGUUCCUGAAAGUGAAGUCGCGGGUUCUCACAAAUCUGCGGCUUCGCAUGAAAAAGAAGCUGAGUCUGAAGCCACGGCUCGCAAGAAAGCUGAGCUUGCCGCUAGCGAAGCUAGAGCUGAAGCUGAUGAUGCCAAAGCAAAGGCCGCUAGUGUCGAGGAAUUGCAGCAAAAACUCAAAGAUGCUGAAUCUGCCUUGCUCGAGCAAAAAUCUGCACAGUUAAUAUUUGAUAACUACUCGACUCCUCCUUGCUCUGCCGCUGCUUCACCUGCAUCUUCCUUCUCGAAGAAAAUAUUAGUCGACCCUGGUCUCCUCAAGAGUUCAUCAAGUGGACGUUUGUCGGAAGAUUUACAAGAACUUCGACAGCAACUUCAGUCUAUGAAGAAACAAAAUUUGGCCGUGAUGGAACAAUCUCGAAAAGCCUCUGAAGGAGAAAGACUUGCUCUUCGGCAAGCUGAAGAAGCUGUGGCUGCUAGGGAUGCUGCUGUACUGGAAGCAAAGGGAGCCACAACCCGAGAGGAUAGUAUGCUUGAGCUGAUGCUAGAGGCUAGCUCAGAUAUGCUAGGCUCAGUUCUUGAUUCUGCUGCCGAAGAUCAGAGAGUGAAUGAGAGGACAAAUCUUCUUGUUGAUCUCUCCCUUAAUCACGGGACUUUAUUGUAUAUUGCUGAGGUCCUCUAUGUUGUUGAAGCCCCCGAGCCUGACUAG
Molecule: messenger RNA, 738 nt
Organism: Lolium perenne
Lineage: Eukaryota; Viridiplantae; Streptophyta; Magnoliopsida; Poales; Poaceae
Source: RefSeq, a predicted model, not a curated record